Messenger RNA from Darwinula stevensoni, 2391 nucleotides. The record is from the annotation of a GenBank genome assembly. Lineage: Eukaryota; Metazoa; Arthropoda; Ostracoda; Podocopida; Darwinulidae.
AUGUCACGUUUGAUUUCCUUCGCCGCUCCCGACAUGCGUCCCAGGACUCCGGCUUGGACUCUCGGCGCCUUCGCCUUCGCCGCUGCUCUGGUGAGUCGGGCGAUGAAACGGGUCGGAGAGCGGGUCGGCAUCGGAGUGGAUGAGAAUGCAAUUGAUGUCGACCUUGGUGUUUCCUCUAUUCUCCUCCUCCAUCCUCCCCUCCUUCUCCAUCCUCCCCUUGUCUCCAUCCUCCCCUUCUCUCCAUCCUCCCCUUCUCUUCAUCCUCCCCUUCUCUCCAUCCUCCCCUUCUCUCCAUCCUCCCCUCGGGCCCUGGGACUGCUGACAUUGUCAGACUCCCUUGCACGACGCACCUUUGCGUAUUCGAUGGCCGGAUCCGUUGCCGAUGUCUAUGAAGAGUGCGGGAAGACGAUGGGGUGCUUCGGGACCAAGGGUCGGGUGUGCGAUACGAAGUGCCUGUCGAGCCGGGACUGCGACGGCCUCGUCGCGUUCCGGGGCGCCGGGGACAGGACGCACGUCAACUUCACUCUCGUGGGCAGGGUCGUCGAGGACAUGAGGUACGUGGCGCUCGGGAUCUCCACAGACGGCAGAAUGGGACACGAUGGGGUGGUGGAGUGCGUUCGUGAGGGUCAAACGGUCAGCACAUAUGGGUCCUUCAACUUCGAUAAAAAUAUGGGUAACCAGAGAAUGCACGAGGAUAAGCAAAAUGUGAUCACGAGAGAAUACGGCGUCUUCGAAGACGGAGUGAUCAAGUGCGCCUUUAUGCUUCCUGCUAAGUUUUCCAUCGAAGCCAUGAAUUUCCAGCUUGACAGUCACAUCUAUCACGUCCUGGUUGCCGUCGGCAAAGCUACAAAAGAUAACGUGCAGUUCCACGACACAGCGUUUGCAGGGUCAAGGAGGCUAGCGGAUCUGUUUGAAGUCAGCAUCCCGAAGUGUCCCAAAAAUAAAACUCUGCUGUACGUGCAUGGAAUUUGUAUGGUUUUGGCCUGGAUCUUCUUUGCUUCGAGUGGCAUCAUCACUGCCAGAUAUUUCAAGAAGACCUGGGUCGGUUACCAGCUCUGCAAGAAAGAUAUUUGGUUCAGGAUUCACCAGGGAUACAUGGCGACGGUAUGGGCCUUGACCAUCAUUGGGGUCCUCUGCAUCUUCGCCUAUGAGAAGUGGAAAUUCGAAUAUGAUCCCCAUACUUACAUCGGAAUCGUGGCGGCGGCGUUGUGUUUCAUCCAGCCUUUCAUGGCUCUCUUGAGGCCUGGCCCCGGGGCCCCCAAGAGGGCCGUCUUCAACUGGGUCCAUCGGGGAGUCGGCGUCUUGGCCCAUAUCCUCGCAGUGGCGAACAUAUUUUUGGCUUUCGGAAUGGAUUCGAUCGCUUUCCCGGUUCAAAGCUACACCAUCGUGGGGGUCUUUCUCGCUCUAUACGUACUUACCCAUAUCAUCCUCCAGACGCAUACUCUCCUUUACGAGUUAUCGAGCGUCAUGUAUCGAUUUCAUCGUCAGGUCCAGGUAUCUGUAGUGUCGGACAACAAAGGAGAAUCAACGCAAUCACCGACGACUACUGCCGAUAGUGGCAUGAAGACAGACGCAACUGGAUCGGUGCUUCGGCAGGCGACCUGGAUCCUUUUUCUAAUGGCAUCUGCGAUCGUCACUUUCCUGCUAUCCACGCUCAUAGUGGAAAGGCUGAUGCUUGAAAAGUCUGAAUGAAACGACAGUCCAGUCAUCUCUGAUAGAGGAUCGAAGCUUCGGCAGAUGACGGGGAACUUAUUUCGUAUUGAACCUGGAAUCAUCGCAGUCCUAACAACCAUGCUAAUUGUGGGAAAGCUGGCGCUAUGUGAUCAAAGAGAAAAUGUAUAAUGAAAUUGACUAAAUGAAGAGGAAGAAUCCCUGACCUUCAUCUUUCCAUGACAGUGGACAGCACCACAUUGAGGAGGGAGGUGGCGUCGAGUGGAUGUUGGGAUGUUCGGAAGCAUGGACUCGUGAUUUGUGGCAUAGGCUUACUAUUGAUUCGUUUCAUUCUGUCCAAAACCCUUUCGCUGGUUCGGAAGAAGGAACUGUAGGUCCAAAAAGGCAUUUUAAAAACCACAAUAGCAACAUUUUUACCUACAAGGAGUCUCAGAAGUUGCUCAAUACUUUCAUUUUGGAGUAAAAAAAUGGAUUUAAAAAAUACAAUGGGAAAGCGGAAACUUUGGAUAUUAGGGCGGGAUAUUCCAUGGAUUCACGUUUUGCCGCAGUAUAUGCUCAAGUAGCACCCAUUCUGAUUCUUGCGAUCCAAAAUUGUGCCACAGAAAUUGUAAAACUGUUCACAAACAUCGGUGAUGAAUAUUGAUGGCGCGUGAUGUGAUAUUGCACUUGUAAAUAAAUGUCAACUCCUCCUCAACAUAACUCUCAUUCAGUAUUUCCUCG